Molecule: messenger RNA, 794 nt
Organism: Electrophorus electricus (electric eel)
Lineage: Eukaryota; Metazoa; Chordata; Actinopteri; Gymnotiformes; Gymnotidae
Source: RefSeq, a predicted model, not a curated record
UCAUGUUAAAUGGACUAUCUGAUUAACCCUAUUGUUUGCAGUGACUGCCAUCCAGGUCCAGACUGUGAAUCUCUGCUUUAGACUCAGACAUGAUGUUUCUGGUUCUAGUGCUCCCUCUGCUGGUGGGGAGCACCCCUAUUUCUCAGGAAACAGACUGCUCUGAUGUCUAUGCUAAUGGACAAACACUGAGUGGAGUGUACACCAUCUACCCUGCAGGUGAAACACCUGUACAGGUGUACUGUGACAUGGGCUGUUUGGGAAGCCAAUCAGAGGAUGGGAGAUGGACGGUCAUUCAGAGGAGAAUGGAUGGCAGUGUGAAUUUCUACAGGGCAUGGGAUGCAUAUAAAAAUGGCUUUGGAGACAUGAAUGGGGAAUACUGGCUAGGUCUGGAGAACAUCUAUCAGAUAACAUGGAGUCAGAGGUACAUGCUGAGGGUGGAAAUGGAAGAUUUCGAUGGUGGCCGAGUCAAUGCUGGAUAUGCAUUAUUCUACAUUGAUUCAGAGCUGCAGAAGUACAGGCUGCACAUCAGUGGAUACAUCGAUGGAGGAGCAGGAGAUUCCUUGAUCAACUCCAACGAGAAAGAGUUUGGAACAUUUGACAAAGACAUUAACAAUUGUGCAAAGACUUAUGAAGGAGCCUUUUGGUUCAACAACUGCUUCCAGGCACACCCCAAUGGUGUGUAUAAAUGGGGAAGUGGUGUGGCGGCAUACACUGGAGUCCAUUGGUACCACUGGAAAGGCUGUUACUACUCACUGAAAUCUAUUGCCAUGAAGAUCAGGCGCGUGUCUCUAUGA